AAAGAAGAAGAAGUUGAGAUUGAUAUAAUCAUCGGAGCAUUUCUAUCAAAUUUAAUUUCUUUCGAUUAUAAAUCAUGAGGGUGCAGACAAGUAGUAGUGAGCUUUAUCAUCUAUCCACCAUUGAAAGUUUCAUUUUCACGAUAAUGGGGUUUUCAAAGAAUCAUGCUUUCCCUUUUCCUUUGAUUCUCUUGCUAGCGUAGAAUCCUACAUAGCAGCAAUACGUUGCCUGUGUUUUUAUAUUUGGUUCCUAGGUGGUGGUGCUAGGAGGAGGAUCCUUUGGUACAGCAAUGGCCGCCCAUGUUGCAAAUAGGAAGGCUCAAUUGGAGGUUAUCAUGCUUGUCCGUGAUCCUGAAGUUUGUCAAUCUAUUAACGACAACCAUUUUAAUUGUAAGUACUUUCCGGAACACAAGUUACCAGAAAAUGUGAUUGCAACUACUGAUGCCAAAACUGCUUUGCUUGGAGCAGACUAUUGCCUUCAUGCUGUACCUGUUCAGUUCAGUGCAUCUUUUCUUCAGGGCAUUGUAGACUAUGUUGAUCCAAGCUUACCUUUUAUAUCCCUUAGUAAAGGCCUAGAACUCAAUACCUUGAGGAUGAUGUCACAAAUUAUUCCCCAAGCAUUGAGGAAUCCUCGCCAACCUUUUAUUGCUCUAUCAGGCCCUUCCUUUGCAUUGGAAUUGAUGAAUAAAUUACCAACAGCAAUGGUGGUGGCCUCCAAGGACAAAAAGUUAGCAAAUGCUGUCCAGCAGCUACUGGCUUCAGAUCAUCUAAGAAUAAGCACCUCAAGGGAUGUUACAGGGGUGGAAAUUGCAGGUGCUCUCAAGAAUGUACUUGCAAUAGCAGCAGGGAUUGUUGAAGGGAUGAAACUUGGUAACAACUCCAUGGCAGCUCUUGUGGCACAAGGUUGUUCUGAGAUACGAUGGCUGGCAACAAAGAUGGGUGCCAAGCCAACAACAAUUACUGGCCUAUCAGGAACUGGAGAUAUUAUGCUUACAUGUUUUGUGAAUCUCUCAAGAAACAGGACAGUUGGAGUUCGACUUGGAUCAGGGGAAAAGCUUGAUGAUAUUCUAAAUUCAAUGGCGCAGGUAGCAGAAGGUGUGUCAACAGCUGGAGCUGUGAUUGCAUUGGCUCAGAAAUAUAAUGUCAAGAUGCCAGUUUUGACAGCAGUAGCCCGGAUUAUAGACAAUGAGCUAACCCCAAAGAAAGCAGUUCUUGAGUUGAUGAACCUCCCUCAGAGAGCCGACUUCACCCCAUUCCCUGGGUUUUCUUCAUUGCUGCCGCAGAUCUGUUAAGUGUUGAAAUUUUACAUUAUUGUUUGUAGGUUGAAGAAGUGUGAAAGCUAUGGUCCUUGUCAAGGAGAAAAAAUUUUCUGUAAGGACAGAUAAGAAUUGCUAAAUUGAUAGCCAGUUGUUACCUUACCUACCAUUUAACCAAGAGCUGCUGUAGUGCAUCAGCUCAUGGUGUCAACAGAGAUCAUCAAUACAGAGAGGUGUUUUUUGUUUGUUAAUAUUUUUUGCCAGGAAUGAGAAUUGUGCCCCUUUCAAAUCUUCCUCAGGAGAUUGAUUUUGCGAAACAAAAACAAUGAUACAUGUUUAAUUUUACAACGUAUUUCCUUUUUUGCUGUCAGUACAUGGAUAAACUGUAAAAAGGAUA
Messenger RNA from Rubroshorea leprosula, 1650 nucleotides. The record is from the annotation of a GenBank genome assembly. NCBI's taxonomy places the organism in Eukaryota, Viridiplantae, Streptophyta, Magnoliopsida, Malvales, Dipterocarpaceae.